Messenger RNA from Drosophila sulfurigaster albostrigata, 1076 nucleotides. RefSeq lists its product as uncharacterized. The record is from RefSeq and is a predicted model, not a curated record. Lineage: Eukaryota; Metazoa; Arthropoda; Insecta; Diptera; Drosophilidae. Bases 345 to 1025 code for a protein of 226 amino acids. The transcript is spliced from 3 exons.
AGUUCGAAUUAAAAAAGCCGGUAUAUGGUGGGAAAAUACAGAGUGACCGGAGCUCCGAUUUAAAAAAUUGCCGUAACUAGGCCAACAUCACCGUUGCUUUGCUCAAUUUAGUAGUUAUCGAUAAUCGGAUAAAUUGACAGUAGAGCGGGAAAAUAAAUUAUAUGUUUGAAAUGAAUCGUUUUUACAAAGUUUUUGCUCCACAUAAAUGCAAUGUUAUUGCUAUGCUGCACAUAGAGGCUUUGCCAGCGACUUAAGGCACGCCACGCUAUGCCGGUAAUUGGAAGCAAAUUAUUCAAAAAGCUGUCUACGAGGCUCAAUUGUACUUAAAACACAGAGUUGACGCUAUGAUUAUUGAGAAUAUGCAUGACAAGCCGUACGUUCUGAAUCGACACCUGGACAUUGAGGUUGUAGCCUGCAUGACCCGCCUUGGGCAAGCUGUGCGCGAAGUACUGCCCAAGGAGAUGCCCUUGGGCAUCCAGGUGCUGGCUUGCGGCAACGAGCAAGCUCUGGCCGUUGCCAAGGCAAGUCAGCUGCAGUUUGUGCGCGCCGAAGGCUAUGUCUUCGGCCAGGUGGCCGAUGUGGGCUACAUGGACGCAUGUGCCGGAAAAUUAUUGCGUUAUCGCAAGCAGAUCGAUGCCGAGGAUGUGCUCAUAUUCACCGAUCUGAAGUACCAUUCUCAUGCCGUCACUGCCGACGUGAGUCUAAAGGAUACGGCGCUGGCAGCCGAUUUCUUUGACACCGAUGGUAUUGUGCUUACUAAUAGCACUACUGGUCAUCCCGUGGAUCAUAAGGACGUGCAGGACGUAGUUUCCGGCGAAUUAAAAGUUCCAUUGCUUUUAGGCUCCGGCAUAACACUGGACAACAUCACACAUUAUUAUCAUGAUGUCCAAGCGGUCAUUGUUGGGUCACAUUUCAAAUUCGAUGGCGAUUGGCGGAACGAAAUAUCCAAUUACCAGGUUGAAACUUUUAUGCACAAGAUCUGGAGUCUACGGGAGCGGGACAAGUAUUUAAUUUUUGAAAAAUGAUUUUAUUGUGUGAAUAAAUGAUUGUAUAAAUAAAUUGACAUGAUGCUGAUA